AUGAAGUUCUCGUCAUUUUUCUUAACUUCGUUGAUUUUAUUAAUUCCAAUUUCUGCUGUAAAAGUACAUGUUUCGGUUGGCAUAGAUCAACCUCUUAAUGAAUCGGGAAUUGAUGCUUUUGUUGGUUCAUUUCAACAUAAUGCAAUAAUUCAUGUACCUCCUAAUACGAAGGGUAUUGACACGAUUGUUAUUACUAAGCAGAGUUCAACGUUGGCUUUAGUUAACAUACGUUUAGUUAUUCCUUAUGGUGGUUAUGUAUGUGCAUUUGGUAAUGAUGGUGUUAAAUUCGAUUAUGAUCAAUCAACUAAUCGAUUAGUUUAUGAACCUUGUAAAUUAUAUAUUACUGAAUCACAAGGUAAAUUAACUUUACAUGAUCCUACUAAUUAUUGCCCGAUUUGUAAUAAUAUUGGUGUGUUUGAUGGACUUGUAUUUAAACCCGGUUCACCGAUUGGUUCAAUUGACGAUUUCAUUGGUACUUUUCAUCAUUCUUCGAUAAAUGGUGGUGAAGAUAUUGCAGUUAUUGUUAAACAAACUUCAACAAUAGCAUUACUUUCUCUUAGUGGUAUUCUUCCUGGUGGUAGAAAUUGUUCAUUAAACACUAUUAAAGUUGAGUAUGUUCCUAAUACAAUUCCUCCACGACUAUUUGCUAAUGGUUAUGCCGAUUGUGCAUUAUACUUUACACCAGAAAAAGAUGGUAAAUUAACUUUACAUGAUCCAACUUUUAAUUGUGCUCGUAACAAUUGUGGUGUAUUUGAACUAUGGGAAGGCUCAAUUUUUCAAAGAGAUUAA
Messenger RNA from Rotaria sordida, 789 nucleotides. The record is from the annotation of a GenBank genome assembly. Lineage: Eukaryota; Metazoa; Rotifera; Eurotatoria; Philodinida; Philodinidae.